AUGGAUCCUUUCUCUGCACUGAGCCUGGCCCGCAAUGUCAUCCACUUCGUAGACUUUGGUACCUGGGUCGUCUCGGCUAGCUUCGAGCUCUACAGUCCUGAUGGCAUAUCUACCAACGUGGAAUUGGAGUCUAUCAUGCAUGACCUCACCGGAAUCUGCGCGGGUCUGGAGCAACCCGAGGACUCAAUCGAUGAGCAAGUGGCGUCCAAACCGGAGCUCGAUCUGAUUACCUCUCGCCUUAUCAUGCAAAACCCUUGUAGAAGAACCUUUCGUUCGGCCCUAGCCAUUGAGGGCGAUAUAUAUGCGAAACAGCUGAAGGCUUAUCCGACAACUUUCGAAUGGCUGUUCGCAGACGUCCAUCCCGCCGAGCUCGCAGAGGUUUCCACGCCGCCAUUUUUCAAAGCGAGCAAUGGCAUAUACCGGGACGGUGGGAAAGCUGGGUCCGGGGAACCAACCCGCAUGAAGUUCCUCGCCAACAAUGAGAGGGCGCACGAGGCACUUAGCAUACGGGCGGGCGAAACGCCGCUCCUUCGUCCCAUUCUCCGGGACAAGAGCUGA
Letharia lupina is the source of this 558-nucleotide messenger RNA. RefSeq lists its product as uncharacterized. Bases 1 to 558 code for a protein of 185 amino acids. The transcript is spliced from 3 exons. NCBI's taxonomy places the organism in Eukaryota, Fungi, Ascomycota, Lecanoromycetes, Lecanorales, Parmeliaceae. The record is from RefSeq and is a predicted model, not a curated record.